Messenger RNA from Nilaparvata lugens (brown planthopper), 832 nucleotides. RefSeq lists its product as uncharacterized. The transcript is spliced from 5 exons. The record is from RefSeq and is a predicted model, not a curated record. Lineage: Eukaryota; Metazoa; Arthropoda; Insecta; Hemiptera; Delphacidae. Bases 86 to 520 code for a protein of 144 amino acids.
UAGUUCAGUUUGUCAAAUUGGGUGAAGUCGUCAAUUUCAAUUUUAUUUCAACAAUUUAUUUCCACAAUUUUAUUUCAGAUCCGACAUGAAGUUCAUUUACGUAUUGUUUCUAAUUGUUCUUCUACAAAAAUCUCAUGCUGGCAGGAAAAGGAACGUAGCAAAUCCAGCGACACUGAAAACUUCUGGACGAUUCGCUUUUCAAGUUUUCAAAUCAAAUCAAGAAACUCAAACACUCACCAAAGAAGAUUUGGAAAUAUGUCGAUCUGGCGGGCAUGCCUUAUUCAAUCAACAUUUCCAAGAUACGGAUGAGAGAAAUACUGUACUGCUGUGUUUAGAAAAUGUGAUAAAACAUAAUGAAGGAGAACUGACUUAUAAUGAGUUCAUAAGAUGCAGACUGGCCACAAAGUUUAGGGAAGCUAGAGGCGGAUCGGCCACGCUGCAGAUGGCUCCUCCCGGUCAACAAGCACCACCUGACAAUUUUGGUGAGGGGCCCAGCAAGAGACAAAGAACGCAACCAUAAUUUGUCUGUUCGUUCAUCUUUAUAACAAGUACAUAAUUGUAAUUAUCAAUGAUGUAAUCUUAAUCCAUCAGCAUUACUCCAAUACAGCAUAAGAAAUUAACUCAAUCAUGAUAAAUAAUAGGGGUAUUCACAAUGUUGUUUUAGCCAGCUAAAGUGCUAUUCAACUCUGGAUUGUGAAUGCCCCAUCUGAAACCAACUGCUAUAAGCAAUGGUCUAUAAAUACAGGUCAUGACACUCGUGUUCCUAAUGGAGCGGCCAUUAUAUGGGGUCUUUAUGGCGAUACAUUUGAAAAUCCAAUUCAAUUCAAUUUGC